CAACGCUGUGAUACCCGCUUCAGAUUCCGAGUCUCGUUGGGAUCCCGGAACACGGAACACUCGACGCUCCAACACUCGGCACAGGCACACCCACGCUCACGCAACCCACCAUGGCCGCUUUGACCCUACAAUCAGCCAUCCAGGGCGCGCCCGACUCGACGGCCGUCAUUGUGCCCUCCCGCCCGCUUGCCCUGUCCGUCACCUACAAGGAGCUGGUCUCCGAGGUGGCCUCGUUCCAGCAGAAGCUGGCCGCCAUAGGCAUCGCCCAGGGAUCCCCCGUGUCCAUCGCGACCGUCAACUCGUACGAGUUCAUCGUGUCCUUCCUGGCCGCCUCGUGGCAGCGCGCCAUUGCCGCCCCGCUGAAUCCCGCCUACAAGCAGGCCGAGUUCGAGUUCUACAUCGAGGAUGUCAAGUCGGCCAUCGUGCUGGUGCCCAGGGGCGCCUACCAGAGCGCCAGUCCGGCCGUGAAGGCCGCCCAGAGGUUCAACGCCGCCAUCGCCGAGUGCUACUGGGAUGCCGCGAAGAAGGAGGUCGCCCUCGACGUGAAGGAGCUCGGCCAGCUGCAAGGCAAGCCCGGCCAGCCCGUGCUGAAGCCCGAGCCCGAGGACAUCGCCCUGGUCCUGCACACCAGCGGAACCACGUCGAGACCCAAAGUCGUGCCCCUCUCGCACCGGAACCUGACUCGGACCAUGCAGAACAUCCAGCAGACCUACCAGCUCACCGCCGCGGACCGCACCAUGCUCGUCAUGCCGCUGUUCCACGUCCACGGCCUCCUCUGCGGCCUCCUCGCUCCUCUCUACUCCGGCGGCUCCGUCGUCGUCCCGACCAAGUUCUCCGCCUCCGACUUCUGGCGGGACUUCGUCACCCACAAAGCCAACUGGUACACGGCCGUCCCGACCAUCCACCAGAUCCUGCUCAAGAACCCGACCCCCAACCCGCUCCCCCCGAUCCGCUUCAUCCGCUCGUGCUCCUCCCCGCUCUCCCCCACCGUCUUCCACGCGCUCGAAGAGACCUACAAGGCCCCCGUGCUCGAAGCCUACGCCAUGACCGAGGCCGCCCACCAGAUGACGUCCAACCCCCUCCCGUCCGUCGGCAAGCGCAAGCCGGGCACCGUCGGCGUCGGCCAGGGCGUCGAAGUCGUCAUCCUCGACGACGCCGGCAAGCCCGUGCCGCAGGGCCGCGAGGGCGAGAUCUGCAUCCGCGGCGCCAACGUCACGCGCGGCUACCUCAACAACCCGGAGGCCAACCGGGCCGCCUUCACGGCCGACGGCUACUUCCGCACCGGCGACCAGGGCCGCAAGGACGAGGACGGCUACGUCGUCAUCACCGGCCGCAUCAAGGAGCUGAUCAACAAGGGCGGCGAGAAGAUCUCGCCCAUCGAGCUGGACAACGUGCUGACCCGCCACCCGGCCGUGUCCGAGGCCGUCAGCUUCGCCGUCCCCGACGACAUGUACGGCCAGGACAUCGGCGUCGCCGUCGUGCUCAAGCCCGGGCACCGCCUGCGCGACGACGAGCUGAAGGCCUGGGUGGCCGACAAGUUGGCCAAGUUCAAGGUGCCGAAGAAGGUCUAUUUCACCGAUGUCAUGCCCAAGACGGCGACGGGCAAGAUCCAGCGGCGCAUUGUCGCCGAGGCCAUGCAGAAGCAGGAAGGCCGCUCAAAGCUGUAGACUCAGGCUUGGGUAGAAAGUGAAGAUCUGUAUAUUCUUGAUAUGUAGCGGAUGAUCUAGAGAUACUGCUCCUGUGGAUAGAACCAAACAAAUCAUCGGCGCUCAGGUCGCCGUCCCGCUCGGAGUUUGCUCUGGCUCGCAAUACUGCAUGAUGAUCCCGCGCCGCGCGCGACAUU
This is a messenger RNA of Thermothielavioides terrestris NRRL 8126, 1843 nucleotides long. RefSeq lists its product as uncharacterized. Gene Ontology annotation, biological process: fatty acid metabolic process. The transcript is spliced from 2 exons. The coding region runs from base 111 to 1667 and encodes 518 amino acids. Gene Ontology annotation, molecular function: medium-chain fatty acid-CoA ligase activity. The record is from RefSeq and is a predicted model, not a curated record. NCBI's taxonomy places the organism in Eukaryota, Fungi, Ascomycota, Sordariomycetes, Sordariales, Chaetomiaceae.